AUGACUCCGAGUUGUAAUAAAAUUGGAUUCGAUACAAAAGCGGCGGCAGCGCCAAGUAAAGCGACUCCAGCCAGUGAAAUGCCUAAAACAACUUUAUCUGUGGAAACGACAACAAAAUCAGGACAAAUACCUCCAGUAGGAGCCACAGGAGCCACAGGAGCAGGAAUAACUUACAGACUCUCUGAUAAUGCUUUCAUAAAUUCAGGGUGGACAUAUCGUUCUUCCGUACAUCAUAAAGUAAAACAAUUUGUUACGAUGAAAGCGAAAUUUUCACAUCACGUCAUUUGUCCGUGGUUUAAAAAUCGUAAAAAGGAUAUUAUAGAAAAAUAUUCUAAUGGUAAAACGUUAUACGUAGCAAAAAAAGACGGUACGGGAAGAAUAUAUUAUCCGAACGGGAAACUCGCGAUGAAAAUAGAAAAAAGAGGUCAUCAAAAAUCUCUUACAAAAAUAUGGAUAUUUAAUUCUGGAGAAAUAGAAAGAACUGGAGUCAGGCAUCCUCAAAAUUUUUGCGCUUUAUUCGAUUCACUCGGCAACGGUCUCGUUUACGAUCAUUGCAUGAACAAGAAAAUAGUUUUUAAUCAAACCGAAGGGAUAUCCUACGUUUUAAGUGGUUUACCAUUCAGGUGGAAAUGGCACGAUUUAAAAAUAAAAGUUUACACGGAUAAAAAAAAAGAGAUAUACAUGGGUAGAAAGACAAAAAUCAAAGAUGAUUCAAUUGAAAAAGCAGUGGUUACAAAAAAGAGUUCAUCGAAAUCCAUAGAAUCGGAAACGUACAAUCCGAACGCUUCGUUAACCCAAGCCGAAAUUGAUUUUCGUUCCAAAGUCGAAGCCAAUAAAUAUGUCGAUACGGGAAAAUUAAUACCGAAAAAAGUGGCAUCCAUCAAACCCAUAGUCUACACAAUAAAUCAAUACAUAAGCCUGAGGAUUUUGGAUCAAUCGAACGUGUCGAUAACUUUUUUAGCACAAAAUCAUUUUGCAAAAUUAUCAAUAGGAACACUAUUGAAUCCUUGGGAAAAAUUACACGUUGAUUAUUUAGAAACGAUUUUUAUGAAAGAAAAACAUGUUGUUUGUCCAUACGAGGAUUUACAUGCGAGAACGAAAAGUUUGAAAAAUUUACAAGAUCUUAUUUUUCAAUUGAAAAAAGAUUCGUGUUGUUUAAAACUUAAAUGA
This is a messenger RNA of Pediculus humanus corporis (human body louse), 1170 nucleotides long. RefSeq lists its product as uncharacterized. The coding region runs from base 1 to 1170 and encodes 389 amino acids. The transcript is spliced from 4 exons. Lineage: Eukaryota; Metazoa; Arthropoda; Insecta; Psocodea; Pediculidae. The record is from RefSeq and is a predicted model, not a curated record.